Oenanthe melanoleuca is the source of this 1260-nucleotide messenger RNA. It is a transcript of the gene ASF1A, whose product is annotated as anti-silencing function 1A histone chaperone. The record is from RefSeq and is a predicted model, not a curated record. Lineage: Eukaryota; Metazoa; Chordata; Aves; Passeriformes; Muscicapidae. Gene Ontology annotation, biological process: DNA replication-dependent chromatin assembly. The coding region runs from base 353 to 967 and encodes 204 amino acids. Gene Ontology annotation, cellular component: nucleus. The transcript is spliced from 4 exons. Gene Ontology annotation, molecular function: histone binding.
GCGCGCGCGGAGGCCGCUCUGGCCGGCGCUCGGUGCCCGCCGUGCCCGCGGAGGGAGGGCCCUCGCCCGGCGAGUGGCCAAUCCGGGCGGGCGCUGGCGGCGAGCAGGGGCAGAAUGGGCUGUAGUUGAGCGAAAUAGGGAAAGCGGCGAACAGUGUGGAGCGUUCCCGGUGUAAAUAAAAGGGGGGGCGAGGAAAAAAAAAAAAAAAAAAAAAAAGUUUGUGGAAGUCGCCGCCCUGCAGCCUCGCUCGGGCAGCGGCGCGGGGGCUUGUGCGGCGCGGGAGCCCGGCACGGAGGACUUCAGUGCGCGGCGUUAACACGCUCUGCCUAUUGUUUGUGUUUUUUUCCAAAAUAUGGCAAAGGUUCAGGUGAACAAUGUAGUGGUGUUGGAUAAUCCUUCUCCUUUCUACAAUCCUUUCCAGUUCGAAAUCACAUUCGAGUGCAUAGAGGACCUGUCUGAAGAUUUGGAAUGGAAAAUAAUUUAUGUGGGCUCAGCUGAAAGUGAAGAGUAUGAUCAGGUGUUAGACUCUGUUUUAGUUGGACCUGUUCCAGCGGGCAGACACAUGUUUGUAUUUCAGGCUGAUGCACCUAACCCAGGGCUUAUUCCAGAUGCAGAUGCAGUAGGUGUAACAGUUGUGCUAAUUACAUGCACUUACCGAGGUCAAGAAUUUAUUAGAGUUGGCUACUAUGUAAACAAUGAAUAUACUGAAACAGAACUGAGAGAGAAUCCACCAGUAAAGCCAGAUUUUUCUAAGCUUCAAAGGAAUAUUUUGGCAUCUAAUCCCAGAGUCACAAGAUUCCACAUUAAUUGGGAGGACAACACUGAAAAACUGGAAGAUGCAGAGAGCAGUAACCCAAAUCUACAGUCCUUGCUUUCCACAGAUGCAUUACCUUCAGCAUCAAAGGGGUGGUCAACAUCAGAAAAUUCACUAAAUGUUAUGUUAGAAUCUCAUAUGGACUGCAUGUGACUAACCACCAUCCUUUUGGUACUGUAUAUGUGUUAAACUGUAAAAACUACCAGAACUAUUUCCCUCAAAUUCCAUAAGUACAUAGUUGAAGCAAUGUGAAGAACUUGUUUUAAAACAUCUGUAGAAAGUUUAUAAAAAAAAGCAAAAAAAAAAAAAAAAAAAAACAACCCAACAAACAGUAUUUGAACAGAUUGCGAAAUAUAAAUACAACUAUUUUUAAGUAAUUGCCUUUUUUUUCUAAUGUGUUAUUCUAUGUGGUCUAAACCAAACCUGAUUAAAGUGUAUGUAUUCUC